CCGAAUUCCCAAAUUCUAAUGAAAAUCCUCUAUAACCCAACUCUCUCUCUCUCAGUCAAAAUUCACACAUCACGUACUGCCAUUUCUUACAAAUCUUGACUAGACAUGUACUAUAUCUGAAAAAAACAUUUAUAUAUAUAUCUCAAGACAACAGACCUUAGAAAAAGAGAGAAAUGGGUAAUUCAUUUGGGUGUUCAGCUUCCGGUGAACGGUUGGUAUCUGCAGCAAGAGAUGGUGAUUAUGUAGAAGCAAAGAUGUUACUUGAUUGUAAUCCAUGUCUUUCAAAAUACUCUACUUUUGGUGGUCUUAAUUCACCUCUUCAUUUUGCUGCUGCUAAGGGUCAUAACGAAAUUGUUGCGUUGUUGCUUGAGAAUGGUGCUGAUGUAAAUUCUAGAAAUUACUGUGGUCAGACGGCACUGAUGCAGGCAUGUCGAUAUGGCCACUGGGAAGUUGUACAAACCCUUCUUCUCUUUAGAUGCAAUGUUACGAGGGCAGACUAUCUUAGUGGAAGGACAGCUCUCCAUUUUUCAGCAGUGAAUGGACAUGUUAGAUGCAUAAGACUUGUACUGACUGAUUUUGUUCCUAGUGCCCCUUUUGAUUCAAUAAAUGCUCAAACAAAUGUUGACAGGGGUGACGGUUCAAAUUCAAAAAGCAAGAACGAGCAAAGUGCACUGUCAAAAUUUGUAAAUAAAGCUGCUGAUGGUGGUAUCACUGCUCUUCAUAUGGCUGCAUUGAAUGGGUAUUUUGAUUGUGUCCAACUCCUGCUUGAUCUUAAUGCAAAUGUAUCAGCUGUGACAUUUCACUAUGGGUCCUCGAUGGAUCUGAUAGGAGCAGGAAGCACUCCUUUGCACUAUGCUGCCUGUGGUGGAAAUCUAAAAUGCUGUCAGAUCCUUAUUUCAAGAGGUGCCAGUCGAUUGACAUUGAACUGCAAUGGGUGGCUUCCUCUCGAUGUUGCCAGGAUGUGGGGGCGUCAUUGGCUUGAACCAUUACUUGCACCAAAUUCUAAUUCAAUUAUUCCACCCUUUCCGUAUUCAAGUUAUUUAUCAUUGCCUCUCUCAAGUGUGCUCAACAUUGCAAGAGAGUGUGGGUUGCAGUCAUCAGCAACUUCCUCUGAUGAUUCUGAUACUUGUGCUGUUUGCCUGGAGAGAGCAUGUUCAGUGGCUGCUGAAGGUUGUGGGCAUCAAUUGUGUGUAAGAUGUGCACUCUAUCUAUGCUCAGCAAGCAACAUCCCAUCUGAAUUAUUGGGUCCACCCGGCUCCAUUCCAUGUCCACUUUGCAGACAUGGCAUUGUGUCAUUUGUAAAACUCCCUGGAUCCCCUGCAAAGGAAAUUAAGUUACAUCUGUCCCUUAGUUUAUGCACACCAUGCAUGCUUCAUCCUCAUGAUCAAGAACGAUCAACACCAUCUAGUGCACAUGAAAUCAGAAAGAAUCGUGUUGCUUCAGUGUCUUCAGAUUUUUCAUGUCCUGUGACUUGUAGCCCAUUUCCCUCUGUUGCAAUCCCUUUAUGUACUUGUGAUGAAAGACAUUCCCCAACCUUGGAAUCAAGAGAAAAUGAUACUCAAGAAGAAACUCCUGAUCAGUCACAGUCCACAUCAACGGACCAAGACAAAAUGGAAGUGAGAUUGGAGAAAACUACCUGUUCGAACAUGUUUUGGGGCAGAAGAAGCUGCAGUAGAGAGAAUCAGUGUAAUGCUGAGAUUAAUGCUUAAUAGGCUUGCUUUUUGGUGUCCCAGGGGAGGAAAUUUUGAUCCAAGCAGAGCAGCGCGUGGAUUCAAGGCUUUUGAAUCUUUCUUGCAGCUUCUGUUUCUCUCGCUGGCUUUGUACCAGAGGAUCCAGCACUCCAGCAUGAAUAUCUUAUAUUGUUUCCUUGAUUAUUUGGAGUCUGGGCUUGUAAAGAAUUCACAAAUAGGACAUUGGAGUAUGCAACGGAGCAUCAUUGGAGAGCUGUCUAAUCUUCAGAUUGUUUUUAGGUUAUUCUUAGCUGUUGUAUGUAGUGCCGCUAUUACUAGUCUGGUUGAAGCAGAUAAGUUUUUAACCUGUUUGUUCCAGUACACCCCAUCAAGUUGCAAAUGAUAGUUUGAGUACUGGUGGGGUUUGUGAAGGUAACGUUAGGUGUCUGUAAACUGACAGAGAUAGAGUGGAAUAGGGAAAAUUUGUUGACACCGGUGUUGUUUGUGCACUUUUUAAUGUUCUGCAGUAGUAGUAAUGUGUUUGGGUUUGUCAAUUUAAGUUGUAACUUGUAAGUUUGGCAUUAUCUUGUAAAUUAGGUGUGAUGAACUGAUGAUGCUCCAUUAAAGCAAUUGCUGCUAGAA
Lycium barbarum (goji berry) is the source of this 2312-nucleotide messenger RNA. RefSeq names its product E3 ubiquitin-protein ligase XBAT33. The record is from RefSeq and is a predicted model, not a curated record. The coding region runs from base 174 to 1709 and encodes 511 amino acids. Gene Ontology annotation, cellular component: chloroplast outer membrane; nucleus; cytoplasm. The transcript has 10 exons. Gene Ontology annotation, biological process: protein targeting to chloroplast. Lineage: Eukaryota; Viridiplantae; Streptophyta; Magnoliopsida; Solanales; Solanaceae. Gene Ontology annotation, molecular function: chloroplast targeting sequence receptor activity; protein binding.